This is a messenger RNA of Rhagoletis pomonella (apple maggot), 1557 nucleotides long. RefSeq lists its product as uncharacterized. Lineage: Eukaryota; Metazoa; Arthropoda; Insecta; Diptera; Tephritidae. The record is from RefSeq and is a predicted model, not a curated record. The coding region runs from base 493 to 1113 and encodes 206 amino acids. The transcript has 2 exons.
AGUGUCCAAAUGAAGUCGGCUGUUGCUGCUACCUUUUCACUUCACUUCCAAAACAAGCGCCAGCCGAAGCGCACGUACCAAAAGGAGUACGCUCGGAACUGCCUUUCUUUGCGCAAAAUGCAUUGUAACGUCUGAGGGUGUUUCGUACAUGCAAACGUACAUAUGUAAAUAGAAUAUACUUUGCACAACGCAUCCACACCAUUCCACAGUGGUUAAAUAGACAAAGUACCAAGAGAGCAGUGAAUGCAAUAUUUUUGGUACAGCAACAUACCUACGGUUUACCUACUGCCAAUACGCUGAGCUCAUCCCUGCUCACCUGGCAUUGGCACGUACAAAGAAACCUUCUCAGUGUCUGGCAAAGCAAAUCGAGCCGUUAAAGUGAGCGCACGCGAAACUCCGUUGCUUGCAUUUAUGGAAUAACCGGGAAAAAAGUUUACAAGUGAAUAGCAAAUAUAAUUAAAAGUUUUAUAUUUCAACAAAAAUCCAAAGAAAAUGUGCGAGGGAGGUGUUUUGAAAGUUAGCUAUCGGAAGCAAUUGAGCAUCAUCAACUAUGAGCCGACCAAUCGUUAUGAGCAAAUUAUCAAAUUGAUUAUCCAACGCUUUAAUAUUCCCGCCACGCAUGAAAGAGCGCUGUUAGUCUCCACCGAAAAUGGCAGAAUUUUCGAUAGAUUACUUUUCGAUUAUUUCCUCACACUCUUUCCAAAUCCCAACAUAAUUUUUUAUAUACGUUAUGAUUAUAAUCGAGCUCAGAGCCUUUUGCAACCGUUACAACAACGCCAAGAAGAAAUAACAACAACAACAAUAGAAAGUAGUGAUGAUACGAAUAUGAAGAAGGAGAAAGGGAAAGUGAAUUUCUGUGGGGAGGAGGAAGAAGACCAACAAAGCUUAUACAAUUUUACGCCAGUGUAUCGAAUGAAUUGUUUCAUCUAUGAAUAUCCAACAACUAAAAUAAGAACGACAGAUAAUAAUGGUAAAAAACAGAACUCCGGCGCUGAGAAACAAUCCCCAAGGAGCGAGUUUGCGAAGCGUGUGAAAAAGCGUUUGCAAAUUGGCGAAUUAAAAAAGCGCACAAGAAAACCUUUGGCACAGGUAAAACGCAUUAUGAGACUGUAGCAAGCAAAGAGUGAUACAGAUGAGGGGAAGAGGAGGAAGAGCAUAGAGGCCAACAAGGCCUACAAAAAGCAAAGGACUUCCGUAUGUUUUUAUUUAUGAACGAGAAUUUUUUAAUCAAAAAGGAAAAGGAUUUUUUUUUUGUCUGAUUGUAUACGACUUUAAUUUAUGUGUAUAUUCUGUUUCAUUAAUCCCAGAUAAUUUGUUUUACAAAAAAUGACUGAUAUAAUCAUAUACAUACUCAUCUAUGCCAAGCAAUCAAAUAUAUUUAUGUGCAUAUGUACCCAUGUACAUACUAUUAUCAUGUAUACUAUUUUCUAGUAUUUAGCAAGUAAGUGUUUCAGUAAGCCAUUCAUUUUUGAUAUUGCAUUAUGUAUAUUUUUCAGUUGAAUAACAUUUUGUAUUUAUAAUUAAAAAGAUUUCGUUUUGUAUUAAAUGGUAAAUGCC